CCUACUAUUUAGUAAGCUAGUGUACUGAGUACAACAACAAACCCUGCUCUUCUUCCCUGAUCACAGGGUUUCCGUUUCCGCACAGAGAAAAGCGUCUCUGUUUCUGUCAGCGACUUUCACCUCUUUCCUUUUUCUUUCCUUUUCACGCCAAACUGAAACUCGUGACAGUUUGAGAGAAAGAAAGAAAGUGAGCAGUGAUUUGAGCGAGUAUGAGCGACACUGGUGUCGAAACUGAUUCGAUACCGGAAGAAAACUCAGGCCAAAUGUUGGAGCUGGACGAGGACGAAGACUUGGAAGUUUUCAGUAAGGAUGCAACCUUUACAGAUGGAAGCUCCUUCAGCGUCUCUAUGCAGACGUCCCCUGGAUCUAUGGUCAAUCAGUACAGAUUUGAAGACGAUGAAGCGGUACCUGGCACUAAGGACAUAUUCAUCACAGUUGACAAUCCUGAGAGUCAUGUGACAGCCAUUGAGACAUUUAUUACAUACAGGGUUUUGACCAAGACGACACGUAGUGAGUUUGACUCAAGCGAGUAUGAAGUCCGCAGGCGCUACCAGGACUUCUUUUGGUUAAAAGGCAAACUGGAGGAGGCUCAUCCAACUCUUAUUGUCCAUCCCCUACCAGAAAAAUUUGUUAUGAAGGGAAUGGUGGAAAGGUUCACUAAUGACUUCAUUGAGACCCGGAAAAAAGCAUUACACCGGUUUCUCAACAGAAUAGCUGACCAUCCCAUUCUCUCCAGCAGUGAGGAUUUUAAGAUCUUCAUUACAGCACCAGCCUGGGAGCUAGCGUCUCAUAAGAAGCAAGGUCCAGGAUUCUUAAGCAGGAUGGGUGAGACGGUGCGAGCCGUGGCUGCUACGGUCCGUGGGGUCAAAAAUCGGCCAGAGGAGUUCAGUGCCAUUCAGGACUAUGUGGACAACUUCAGUGUGAAGCUGACCUCACUGGACAAAGUCACCCAGCGGAUCAUCAAAGAAAAACAAGAGUACCUGGACGACGUGAAGGAGUAUGGCCCAGCUUACACCCUGUGGUCUGGCUCAGAAGAGGAACUGGUGGAGCCUUUGAAGCUCAUGGCGAGUUGCUUGGACAGGUGCUCCAAGGAGACCGAGGAGCAGCUUGAGCACCUCAAUAACAGCCUCCUCCCAACACUGCACGAGUAUGUGCUCUGUGCAGAUAACCUCAAGGCAGUACUGCGGAGGCGAGACAACAUCCAAGCAGAGUUUGAGGCUAAGAAUGAAGCUCUUGCCGCUAAGAGGACGGAAAGGGAAGCAGACUCUAAGGUGCUGAGUUUAGCAUGGGACAGCCUGGUGGGCAAAGACCCAGAGGAGGUCAAACAGCAGAAACAGCAGAAGCUUAAAGGCGAGAUUAAAGAGAUAAAAGAGGACAUCGAUAAGCUGGAAGACAAACUGGAAUAUGCCAAUAACACGCUGAAAGGAGACUGGAGCCGCUGGCAGAAGAGCAUGAGGUCUGACCUGAGAGCCGUCUUUACACAAACAGCAGAGAAGAAUGUGGAAUACUAUGAAAAGUGUCUGGCAGUGUGGGAGUCGUUCCUGCUGUCUCAGAGACCUGAGGCCAAGGAAGUGGGCAGAGAUGACUCCUAAUCCCCCGGAAGCUUUUAUCUAAACAGUGAAGACCAAAGACAAGUUUUUUUACCUUACAAUCCUAGUGCUUGAAUUGUACAGCAAAAUACCAUUGCUGCAGACGUCUCACUAUAAACAUAACCGUGCCUUAUACCAGCCAAGCCAAGGACCGAGGGAUCUGAAGUGCACUCGUUAUUUCCUUCAAGCGAUGACAAGGCUGUCUCAAAGAUGUGUGUAGGAUAGGACAGAUACUUUCACCAUUUUUGCCAACAGUCUUGUGAAAAAUCUAAAGAAAGAGAUAAUAAAGGAAUCUAAUUAAAUUCA
Molecule: messenger RNA, 1895 nt
Organism: Tachysurus fulvidraco (yellow catfish)
Lineage: Eukaryota; Metazoa; Chordata; Actinopteri; Siluriformes; Bagridae
Gene: snx7
Product: sorting nexin 7
Exons: 10
Coding region: 210-1592 (460 amino acids)
Molecular function (GO): phosphatidylinositol binding
Source: RefSeq, a predicted model, not a curated record